GAAAGCAUUACGACCGAGCAGAUCAUUGCCAGGCGAGAAAAACGGAGGCGGGAGCUUGAAGUGAAGGCGACAGGGGCGCGGAUAGUGGGCGAGGACCAUGUGAAUUACAUUCUGGCGUACAAUAUGCUGACUGGAAUCCGCGUCGCUGUUUCGCGGACGACUGCGAAAGUCGACCGGGAGUUGACUGAUAAUGAUUUUACUGCGAAGCACAAGUUGGCGUUUGACAUAAACGGAAACGAACUGACACCGUCUGCGAAAUAUGAUUUCAAAUUCAAAGACUACGCGCCAUGGGUGUUUCGGCAUCUACGGCAGCUGUUCAGGCUUGAUCCCGCGGACUAUCUGAUUUCGCUGACGUCAAAGUACAUUGUCUCCGAACUAGGCUCACCCGGCAAGAGUGGCAGUUUUUUCUAUUUCUCGCGAGACUACCGGUUUAUCAUCAAGACGAUCCACCACGCGGAACACAAGUUUCUGCGAAAAAUUCUAAAGGAGUAUUAUAACCACGUGAAGGCGAAUCCAAACACAUUAAUUUCGCAGUUUUACGGACUUCACCGGGUGAAGCUGCCGUACGGACGCAAGAUCCAUUUUAUCAUCAUGAACAACCUGUUCCCACCGCAUCGGGAUAUCCACCAGACAUUUGAUCUGAAAGGCUCGUCGAUCGGGCGCGACUACGACGAAUCGAAGCUUGCGACGAACAAGAACGCGACGAUGAAGGAUCUGAACUGGCAGCGGCGGGAUAAGCAUAUAUCGCUCGGACCCCGGAAGCGGGAACUGUUUAUCAAGCAACUGGAGAUUGACGUGAAGUUGCUUGAGCGGCUGCAUAUUAUGGACUACUCGCUGUUGAUUGGGAUUCACGAUAUUCAAAAGGGUAAUACUGAGGGUAUUAGAGAUAGUACAUUGACUGUGUUCCAGCCGGAUACGCAAAUGCUUGACCGGACGCCGUCGAAGAUGGAGAGAGAUAGGCGGGUUAGUUUGAGGAGGGCGUUUUCUACUGCCAAUCAGGCGUCUGCUGAGCAGGUGCUGAAUGUGCUUCGGCAGGAUGAGUAUCCAGGACGCAAGAACUUCAUUUUCUAUGCAGAUGACGGUGGUCUGCGGGCGACGAACGAGCACGACCUCCCGCUGAACGAGAUUUACUACCUCGGGGUGAUUGACUGUUUGACAAACUACUCGCUGGUGAAGAAGCUCGAGACGUUCUGGAAAGGGCUGUCGCACUCGCGGGAAAAGCUAUCUGCGGUGCCACCGGUUGAAUAUGGCGAGCGGUUUUUCAAGUUUAUCUCGUCGAUCGUCAAGACGCCGGAGCAGGUGCAGAUGAUGAAGGCCGCUGCGGCAGCUGCGAAGAGUAACCGUGGGGGCAAUCGUCGGCAUAGCGGGAUUAUCGCUGCAGCGGUUGCAGAGGACGAGAAUGUGGCGGAAGGCAGUCAGGGGAAUAGUAGUACUGCGAUUGAGAUAUUAGAGAUGCGAGAUGCUUGA
This is a messenger RNA of Myxozyma melibiosi, 1467 nucleotides long. RefSeq lists its product as uncharacterized. The annotation marks the transcript as partial. Gene Ontology annotation, molecular function: 1-phosphatidylinositol-4-phosphate 5-kinase activity. Gene Ontology annotation, cellular component: plasma membrane. The transcript is spliced from 3 exons. Lineage: Eukaryota; Fungi; Ascomycota; Lipomycetes; Lipomycetales; Lipomycetaceae. Gene Ontology annotation, biological process: phosphatidylinositol phosphate biosynthetic process. The record is from RefSeq and is a predicted model, not a curated record.